Psylliodes chrysocephalus is the source of this 4790-nucleotide messenger RNA. NCBI's taxonomy places the organism in Eukaryota, Metazoa, Arthropoda, Insecta, Coleoptera, Chrysomelidae. The record is from the annotation of a GenBank genome assembly.
AUCUGACUCUGACAUCUGUCAAGUGUAGUUUGUUGCUUCAUCAAAUAUUUUUACUUUAAUUUAUAUAAGUCAAAAAUGUGAUAUAGAAACUUUUUAUGCAAACAAAUUGUUACUGUCUUAUCUAAGAAACGGAGUAUUUAGACACAAUGGCUCCCAUACCUUUGGAGGGGCUUCAGACACCUGUUUCCAACGCAGUGACCCAAAACAACAUAGCGGGGCCCCAAGAAGGUAAUCGAGGAGGUAUGAUGUCGCUGGCCCUUCUUAUUGACUUCAUCGUACAACGUACUUACCAUGAACUUACGGUUUUAGCAGAGUUACUACCUCGAAAAACUGAUAUGGAGAGAAAAAUUGAAAUAUACAAUUUUGCCACCAGAACAAGACAGCUUUUUGUACGACUUCUAGCACUCACAAAGUGGGCCAACAGUGCUUCAAAAGUUGAAAAAUCGGCUAGAAUAAUGAACUUUUUGGAUAAACAAUCUCUCCUUUUUGUGGAAACAGCUGAUAUGUUAGCUAGAAUGGCAAGGGAAACCCUAGUGCAAGCAAGAGUUCCAAAUUUUCAUAUUCCUGCUGCUGUUGAAGUUCUAACCACUGGUACUUAUGGUAGAUUGCCUGCUUGUAUUAGGGAGAAGAUUGUGCCACCAGAUCCCAUAACUGCAUCAGAGAAAAGGAACACACUUUUAAGAUUAAAUCAGGUCAUACAACACAGGCUGGUUACAGGGAAUUUGUUGCCUCAGAUGAAAAAUUUGAAAAUUGAAAAUGGCAGAGUAACUUUUCAUGUCCAACAUGAAUUUGAAGUAUCUUUAACAGUAAUGGGUGAUGGUCCCAAUAUACCAUGGAGGCUUCUUGAAAUUGACAUUUUGGUGGGAGAUAAGGAAACAGGAGAUGGUAAAGCUUUGGUCCAUUCUUUACAAGUACAAUAUAUCCACCAACUGAUACAAACUCGUUUAGUGGAUAACCUCCAACCACUAACAGAAGUAUACAACUGUCUUCAUUACUUCUGUCAAUCGUUACAAUUAGAAGUGUUAUAUUCUCAAACAUUGAGACUGAUGAGAGACAGAUUAGAUGAUCAUAUACAUGUAGAUGAGUAUAUUCCUGGAAAAUGUUUAACAGUAUCUUAUUGGAGAGAGCUGACGAGUAAAGGCAAAGAACUUACAAAUAAAGAUCUCAGAUCGGAAUUAGGCUAUCGACUAUCUGUACAAGUUGAUGUUCAUGAUCCAGCCAGACCUUUGGCUGUGGUCCAUGUACCUUCUCUUGGAAAUAAGGAAAGUGAAAUAGCUGAUAGAGCGAUUAGGUCAGAAGUUUUGUCAAUGGAAAGACUUCUGGUGUACACCAUUUAUGUAAGAACCAGAAGUAGGUUGUCUGAUAUAAAAUUAGAAUUGCAAGGGAUGCUGAAAGAUGUUGAAUGUAAUCUUCAAGGUUCCCCAGCAAUAUUAUCAGUUGCUAUUCUGCAACCUUGCUUAAGAGCUGAACAGUUGUUAAUCACUGUUGAUACUCACACAGGGAUGUUGCAGUGUCAUGUACCACAGUAUGAUCCGCCACUUAUUCCAGAAUUAAAUAAUGCCUUCAACGGGGACCAUGCUAAGUUACCUAUCUUAAUAUCUGAAUUGAGAUAUUGGAUUACACAAAGGCGUUGCGAAAAGACUCUACAACAUCUUCCAGCUACAGCUUAUGAAAAAUUGCCAUUUUUACAUCAAAGUGAUCAUCCUAUAACAAAAAUUGGAAAGCACAAGAUGUUUGUACAGCUACAUAGACAUCCUAACGUUGUCUUAAUAAUAGAAUUAAAAGAAUUGGAAAAUUAUCCGUGCGAAAUUGAUUUUUCAUUUUACUUGGCCGUUGUAAAGCAUUCCAGUAUUGAAGAUAAUCCUGAUGAUGACUCAAUUGAGACAGAAAUCCCCAGGGUGUAUCUUAAAGUGCAAACUUUAAUAGAAUUUGAUACAUUUGUUUCUACACAUGGACCAUUCACAAGUGUAUCAGGUACUUUAGAUUCUGAUCACACAGAACCAGGUAGUUUGAAAAGGAAGUGUGGAUCUAAACAAGAGUCUGCCACACGAAGAGCAAAACAACCUGCUUAUUUUGUAGCUGAAUUAGCCCACGUUGUAGCCAUGUGUGAUGAAAGGCUGCCUUUUGUAACCCUAGCAAAUGAGUUGACGAAACGGAACGUUUUCCAUCAAGGUCUGCAAGUUGAAUCAAAUGCCACAGGUCUGGUUCUAAAACUCAUCCAACUACCGACACCUACGAAAGAGAUUGGAACCUCAUCUGCUUGGAAUGCACUCAUGAAGAGGUUAUUAUCUGCAUCCAUUAGAGUUUUAAGUAAGGGAGUGGUAAAAAGCUGGAUGGUUGAAUUUGUUUUUUAUUCAACUCCAUUAUCCAGCACACAUCCCAAGGAACAAGGUUCAAGGCGUCCAAUUUACUUUCAGUAUGAAAUGGCAACUAUUGACAAUACCUCGAAGACUGCAGAUUCUUUAAUAAGCGAUUGGAACCAAAUUGUUCAUCUUUAUACUCUUGUACAUGAUUUAAGUGAAUAUUUAAAAAUUGAUAAAUACAGUUUUCUUGGAAAUAUGUUUUGCAUAAAAUCUUACAACUAUACCAAACUGAUAUUGUGCUAUGGAUCAGACAAAGGUGCUAUGGUUUCUAUAACAUGGAACAAUUCGGAUAAAAUGUUUAAAUUAGCUUUCGGUGCUACGAACAAUUCCCUGAACGCCCAUUCUUUGAUUCAAGAACAGUUGGAAUCUCAUCUAAAUGAGCACAGAAAUUUAGCCCAAAUCAUUCAACUUUUACAUGAAACUUAUGAACCUUUAUUGUCUAUAAGUAAAUUGCCUACUAUACCGCAGUUGGGAAUACAUAAUACUAGACCACAAGUUCCUGUACAAACUUUCACCAUCAUGGCGCAAUCUUGCUCCCUCAUUCGAUUGGCAUAUCAAGGCAUGUACUGUCUAGAACUUCGUAUCAGAGGUUCGGGUUUAGUUUCGUUAAGAGACGGUGCUUACAGUAGGUUCGACAGAAGUAAUGUAGUCGAUGUAUUUUCCCCCACUCAAGGUUUGAAAGCCUUCUUAUCCAAAUAUGUGGACGAGACAGCCGUUUUUAGAAGGAGAUCACAAUCAGAAGAUGACAAUCCUCCUUCUCCAAUGGAAGUUGAGGGUAGCGGGUUUUUAAGUCAUCACAGAGGUCCGCAAUCACCAGCGGGACAAAGAGAACCUGGACUUCGUUUUCAUCCUCCUCUAACCCCACCUUCUGGUUCUAAUCCCCAUACUCCAGCUAGUCCUCACACGUCUAUAAACCAAACAACUACACAUACUAGUUUCGGUUCAAGCCCUGCUACCUCUUUCAAUCUAGCAUCACCUACCUCACUUCAAGCUAACAUCAACCCAAGCCCAAUGCCGCAUCCAAGUCCAGGAGGACUGGUGGCUAACUCUCCCUUGAACCCACAACUGGCAAGUCCAGGAGGAUUGUUAAGUAAUUCUUCGCCAGGACCACAAAGUACCAAUUUGCCUGGACAUUCGCCUGUUAGCAGCUUUAUAUCUACCGGUCACACAGACGGAAGUCCAUUUCCUUCCCAAAGUAUGUCAUCCCCUGCUGCUUCUACAAAUUGGCCUGGCUCACCCGGUAUGCCUCGCCCUUCUCCAGCUCGUCCCGGACAGUCUCCGGGCGGUCAUUCUCUUAUGCACAGUCCGCAACAGAAUUCAGAUCUUAAAACGGGCAGUCAUUUAUCGAGAGUAUUACCGCAAAGAUCGUGGGCCGGCGCCGUACCCACGCUACUGACUCACGAAGCUUUAGAAAUACUUUGUUGUCCGUCGCAACAUCCGCAAGGCUUGCCCGUACCCGAAUUGGCGCCCUUGGAAAGAUUUUUAGGAUGCGUGUACAUGAGAAGGCAGUUGCAUAGACAUAUCCAUAAUGAAAAUUACCUAACGGCAAUACCCAACACCGAGCCUGGAGUUAUUCAUUUCAAAGUAGCAGAAACCUUACAAUGUAGAAUAGGGUUAAAUACUCAACAUUUACAAAGUUUACAUCUUAAGAUAACGCCUUUACCAGAACAUAAGGAGGUGUGGUCACAAGAGGAAUUACAGGUACUGGAAAAGUUUUUCGACACAAGAGCCGCCGCACCACCCUACAAACCUACGUCGAUGUUCACUUUCUGUCAUAUGCUGAACCUUCCGGUGAACGUUUUGAAAGAUUUCAUUCAAAUUAUGAAGUUGGAAUUGGUGCCCGGUUUGGCUCAACAACAGCAGAUGAAAUGGGCAGUGCAAUGGAUGCUUCGGGUACCACCCAGCGCUCCAAAUCUUGUUCCUAUGGGAAUGACGGGAGUGCUUGUAUUUAGGGCCAAAGUGCUCUUUUUUCUUCAAAUAACUCGAAUCGGCCUCCAGUAUCCAAUCAACAUGGAGCCACCAUCGAUAGUUCUUCCUUUGAUCUACGAUAUUGGUUCAAAUGUAACAACGCUGGCCGAAAAACGUGAAGCAGGUGCUAAUCCAGCGAUGACAGCCGUCAGUCAGAUGUUGAAACACUUCACUCAGUUUCAGUCGAACAUCAACGAAUGCUCCGUAUUUCCGGCGAUAAGAGAGCUCCUAAGCAAUUUAACAUUACCUUCCGAGCCGCAGGUGCCAAGUCCAGUAACCGGUGGCGUUCAACAGAUACAGUCGCCCGCGAUGCAAUUGCCUGGACAAGCGGCGCAAGGUGGUUAUCCUGUCAAUAUGCCCAUGGGGAUGAUGGGUCCUCAGUAAUUUAUUAAAUGUGAUGAUUUGAAGUGUAAAUAUUUUCGUAUCGAAAUAUAUUUAUGAAUUUUUAUCUGUAUUUGU